AUGGACCAACUGUUGAAAAGCACUAAAAUUGAUGUGAACACGGGAAAGGACUUUGACCUCAUGGCUUUGGAUAUGCAUAAUGUGGCUACCAUCUUCUCAUGGCUCAUUGCAUUGAUUCCUACCACUGUACAAACAGUAGCAGCUAACCAUUGUGCUGAUUUCUUUUUCCAGGAGCUGUCUGUUCCCAGUGUCCAUGACAUAGGAGCUUUGGUGGCAUUUGGGUCGGGUGUUGUAUACAUUACACUUCAGUCUAUAAUCUCAUACAAGUCCUGUCCACAAUGGAACACUUACUCAGUGUGUCACAUAAGGAUGGCCAUCUCUGUAAUAUCAUGCAUUGCUUUCAUUCCCAUGAUUGUGUUUGCUUCACGAAUUUCCAUGACAAAAAUUUAUUGGACUCCAGGUGAAAAGGAUUAUACUUAUCAUUUAGUGAGUGCGAUCUGUGAAUGGACGGUGGCCUUUGGUUUUAUCUUCUUCUUUUUAACAUUCAUUAGAGAUUUUCAGAGAGUUUCUUUAAGGAUAUCAACAGAAAUACAUGAAGACACCUGA
Molecule: messenger RNA, 546 nt
Organism: Antrostomus carolinensis (chuck-will's-widow)
Lineage: Eukaryota; Metazoa; Chordata; Aves; Caprimulgiformes; Caprimulgidae
Product: DNA damage-regulated autophagy modulator protein 1-like
Exons: 5
Coding region: 1-546 (181 amino acids)
Biological process (GO): regulation of autophagy
Cellular component (GO): lysosome
Source: RefSeq, a predicted model, not a curated record